AUGACGUCAGCAGCCGGGUCUAGACAGAGGCGAGAGGGUUGGGUCCACCCGCGGGGCCCGCCGGCUGCGCACAGGCUCCGUGGGGUCCUGGCGGCGCGCACCGGUCGAGGAAGCGCCGAGGGCCUGGGCGGCUGCGGCGGCGACUUGGGCUUCCGUGAGGGGCGGCCCGGGGUCAGGAUGCGGCGGAGCUCCCGCCCGGGCUCGGCCGCGUCCCCACAAAAGCUCACGCCCAACUUCUACAGCGACAACAGCAACAGCUCAGUGAGCGUCACCUCGGGGAACAGCAGCGGGCACUGGUCAGCUGGGCCGGGGCCCGCGGAGCCCGAGGGCAGAAGAGCCCGGGGCUCGAGCUGCGGUGAGCCCGCCUUGAGCGCUGGAGUGCCCGGAGGAACCACAUGGGCUGGAAGCUCUCGGCAGAAGCCGGCGCCUCGGAGCCACAAUGGGCCGACCGCCUGUGGCGCCGCAACCGUGAGGGGCGGGGCCUCGGAACCGGCUGGCUCUCCCGUAGUCUCUGAGGAACAGCUGGACCUUCUCUCAACCCUGGAUCUGAGACAGGAGGUGCCUCCCCCGCGAGUGUCCAAGAGCUUCCUGAGCGUGCUUUUCCAGGUGCCCAGCGUGGUGUUAUCCCUGGUAGGAGACGUGCUGGUCAAUGUGUACAGGGAGGUCUGUUCCAUCCGCUUCCUGAUCACCGCUGUGUCACUGCUGAGCAUCUUUCUGGCAGUACUCUGGUGGGGGCUUCUGUAUCUGGUGCCUCCUUUGGAAAAUGAACCUAAGGAGAUCCUGACUGUAAGUGAGUACCACGAGCGUGUGCGCUCCCAGGGGCAGCAGCUGCAGCAGCUCCAGGUCGAGCUGGAUAAACUCUACAAGGAGGUGUCCAGCGUUCGCGCAGCCAACAGCGAGAAAGUGGCCAAGCUUGUAUUCCAGAGACUGAAUGAAGACUUUGUGAGGAAACCUGACUACGCGCUGAGCUCUGUGGGAGCCUCUAUCGACCUAGAGAAGACCUCCCAUGACUAUGAGGACACGAACACUGCCUAUUUUUGGAAUCGUUUCAACUUCUGGAACUAUGCACGGCCGCCCACGGUUAUCCUGGAGCCAGAUGUCUUCCCUGGGAAUUGCUGGGCUUUUGAGGGUGACCAGGGCCAGGUGGUGAUCCGGCUGCCAGGUCGUGUACAGCUGAGCGACGUCACCCUGCAGCAUCCACCGCCCAGUGUGGCACACACUGGGGGAGCCAACAGUGCCCCACGUGACUUUGCAGUCUAUGGCCUCCAGGCUGAUGAUGAGACUGAAGUUUUCUUGGGGAAAUUCACCUUCGACGUAGAGAAAUCUGAGAUUCAGACUUUCCACCUACAGAAUGACCCUCCAGCUGCCUUUCCCAAGGUGAAGAUCCAGAUUCUAAGCAACUGGGGCCACCCCCGUUUCACGUGCUUGUAUCGAGUCCGAGCCCAUGGCAUGCGAAUCUCAGAGGGGGCAGGGGAUGGUGCCACAGGGGGGCCCCAUUAAAUAUGCUGAUUAUUGGAGCUAAAAUAAGCUGGAUCAGUGCUGGGGGGUCUGUUGGGGACUUUGGUUGCCCAUGGUGCAGAAGUAUGGUCCAGGGGUAGAGGGUUACCACCCAGUGCACCCUCUGAGAGAAAGUUGAGAUCAGUAAUAUAUAGUUGCCAUAGCUCAUGUUUAUGAAGUGCUUACCAUGUACAAAAGAUACGGUGCUUUGAACAUACACAUUACUUACUUAACCCUCACAGCCAUAAAGGAGGAGAUGGUCAGGUUAGAAAACUUGUUCUUGCUAGUGAAAAGCAGCAUUACAGUGGGCCCCAGGCCUACCUUCCCCUAGAGGCUACUGUAUUUAACUGCAGAGCCACUAAAUUUGGAGUCAGGCUUGUGCACCUCAAUUUCCACCCUUAAUCUCUGGAACAACCUAACUCCUGCUAGGUACAGGUAGAGGGAGAAUUACCCCUUUUCUCUUGAUAAACGCUCAGAAACUAAAGAGGACUUGCAGAUUCCUCGGAAGCAUCUGAGCCAGAGUUGAUGAUACAGGCCAGGGGUAGCCCCUACUCAGAUUGUCUUACUGAGAUCUGAGUACCUGACACUCUGCAAGGCACAGUGUAGGUGAUCUCAUCUUCAUCAGUCCCUGCCCUAAAGGAGUUUGACAGGGAAGGGAGGACAGGAUGCUGUAGGAAACAGGGCAAAGGAUUAAUAAUUCUCUGUGGGCAGGGUAGAAAAGGGAAACCAGCAUGAGAAACAUGCACCUAUUAGGUUCCUUCCCAAUAUGUUCAUAUUUGGAGAAGUAUACACACUAUUAAUAGAGAUUACAUCUGUAGAAAGUAGAAUGUGUGUGGGUUGUACAUAUCCAUUUAAAUUUUAAGGUUAUUAUUUUGUAAAAUGAAGACAAGAUUUUGUCAAGUGCUCUCAAAGCCUAAGGUUAGAAAUAUAAACUAAUACAGCUCUUCUGAAGGGCAGUUUCACAAGAGGAAUCAAAAGUCUUAAAAAUUUUUUGUAGUCUUUAAUCACAGCACUUCUAAGACCAGAUCCAAAGAAUACAGGGAUGUCUUCAAAGAUAAUACUUUUGAGUGUUGCUUAUAAGGAGAAAACUGGAAAUAGUAACUAAGCAGAUUGUGCCACAAAAAUAAUACGUGGCCAAACAGAAACAGCAUACAAGGGAAUGUUUAAUGUCAUGAAAAGUAAUGAUAUAUGGGAUACACUGGUAUUAUAAAUCUAUGGCAUAUAACUCUAUGACAUAUCAAAAGAGUUCUAUAGACCAAAAGAUAUGAUAAAUGACAAGACAGUAGCCUGGGAGGAAAUAUUAACAUGUAUAAGAGACAAGGAGUUAAUAACUGUGACAGAAUGAAGGAUGUACUGACAACAACUUAGUUUAUUCAAAACAAAUAUAAUUCACAAAUAAAUAUGAAAUGAUAUCUGGCCUUCACAAUUAAAUUAAAACUAAAAAUAUGAUUUUACCCAAAAAGGGUGAAAAGGCUGUUUUUGUGAAUAGAGGGCAAUUUACAUUAUCUAUUCAAAUUUUAAAUAUGCACAUACUUUAACAUUUCCACUUCUAGGAACAAAUUCUUCAGAAGAAACAUCCCUGUAAGUGCACAGAUAAAUGUAUAAGAAUAUUCAUUCUAACACUGUUUUCAAUAAAACAAAACUAGAAGGUACCCAAAUCCCAAUAAGGUAUUGGAUAAAUAAGCUGUAGUACACUCAGAAUAUAUAGGCAUUGCAAAAGAGUGAGGUCAGCAAUAAGUUCCAAUGGGCAAGACACCCUGAAUAUAACAAAAACAAAGGGCAAAGUUUAUGUGUAAUAUCCCAUUAAAAUUUGUCAGACUUAGUAAAAAUGGGCUCUCAUCUGCUCUAUUACCUAUUUAUUCAUUAUGUACUACACACAAUAUUUAUAUUUGAAAUAAUUUCAUAUAGCACGUAUUUUAAAAACAUCUUAAAGCAUGCUAAAAUACUAUACAUAUAAUAUAAUCCCACUUUUGUAAAAUAAAAGACUAUGAAUAUGAAUAAAGGAGCAAAACAUAUGCACCAAAUAUUUGGGUGAUAUUUUUCUGCAUAUACAU
Messenger RNA from Talpa occidentalis (Iberian mole), 3551 nucleotides. RefSeq names its product sperm associated antigen 4 (gene SPAG4). NCBI's taxonomy places the organism in Eukaryota, Metazoa, Chordata, Mammalia, Eulipotyphla, Talpidae. The transcript is spliced from 12 exons. Gene Ontology annotation, cellular component: meiotic nuclear membrane microtubule tethering complex; nuclear envelope. Gene Ontology annotation, molecular function: protein-membrane adaptor activity. The coding region runs from base 1 to 1500 and encodes 499 amino acids. Gene Ontology annotation, biological process: nuclear envelope organization. The record is from RefSeq and is a predicted model, not a curated record.